CGGCUCGGGUGCAAAGUUUCAGCCGUCUGCAAAUCAAAGUCUACGCUAACGUUUCUGAAAUAUACCCCAGUCUUUUAAUUUUCCCAGUUAGUCGCUUUUGAGGACCCAACAUCGUUUUUUGCUGUAUCUGGAAUUGGAGUCGGUUGUAAAAUCGUACGAUAAUUACGAAUUUUUAACGAGCAUAUACAUAUUUACAAUACGUGAUGGAAUCCCAUCAUAUGCUUCCAGUCUCGAUUGGCACGCUACAGAUAGCUACCAGCAUAUUGUAAGCUAACUAGCUAGCUAACUCAGUUAUCUAGCUAAACGAGUGACCCAGCGGAGAAAAAUGGCUUGUGAGCCUAAUCGUGUGCGGCUACUAUGCAUGCUUUCAUUGACAUUUGGUUUUUUUAUUGUAGAGGUAGUCGUCAGUCGGAUCACGGCAUCUUUGGCAAUGCUGUCGGACUCAUUUCAUAUGCUAUCGGAUGUCAUUGCGCUGGUUGUGGCUUUGGUGGCGGUGCGCUUCGCUGAGAAGACGCAAUCGACAAAUAAAAACACGUUCGGAUGGAUCCGGGCGGAGGUGAUGGGGGCUCUCGUAAACGCAGUGUUCCUCACAGCUCUCUGUUUCACCAUUAUCUUGGAGGCCGUCGAGCGAUUCACCAACCCACAUGAAAUCGAGAAACCCCAUGUAGUAAUCGGUGUGGGGGCCGCCGGGCUCCUGGUCAACCUCCUCGGGCUGUGCUUGUUCCACGGACACGCAGGUGGUGGACACGGGCACUCUCACGGAGGAGGCCAUUCUCAUGGAAAUAAGAAAAACAAGAGGGGUAAAAUAUGCAAGUCAGAAAAACCGAAUGGAUCAUCAGGAGAGGAGUCCAACAACCUGGUGGGAAGCCACAACAGCCCCCCUAAUGGCGUGGACACUGAGAGACGUAGACAUGAGAUUGUUCGCAACGACGGAGAGGUGCAUAUGAACGGCAGCGCCGCCUACGAGGACAUGGAUCACAGCCACGACGAGGGUUCACUCAACAUGCGCGGCGUCUUCCUGCACGUGCUGGGCGACGCCCUGGGCUCGGUCAUCGUGGUGGUCAACGCCCUUAUCUUCACCUUUGUGUGGCGGCCGUGCCCGCCUGGCGAGAGCUGCUUCAACCCAUGCCACUCGACAGACCACCCGCACGUUAACCACACCCUGGUGGACCUGUCCAUGGACGGCAACGGUUCUAGCUUUCAGCGGACCAUGGUGGGGCCAUGCUGGGUGCUCUACCUUGACCCCACGCUGUGCAUCAUCAUGGUGGGUAUCCUGCUCUACACCACCUACCCACUGCUCAAGGAGUCUGCGCUGAUCCUCCUGCAGACGGUGCCCAAACAGAUCGACAUGCAUCGCCUCAACGAGCGGCUGCUCUCGCUGGACGGUGUGCUGGCCAUUCAUGAGCUGCACAUCUGGCAGCUGGCGGGCUCGCGCAUCAUUGCCACGGCGCACAUCAAGUGCCACGACCCCACAUCCUACAUGGACGUGGCCAAGCGCAUCAAGGACUUCUUCCAUGACGAGGGCAUCCACGCCACCACCAUCCAGCCCGAGUUUGUCACGGUCAAUUCCGAGUCAAGUGCCUCCCUCUGCGAGCUCUCCUGCCGGACUCAGUGUGCGCCCAAGUUGUGCUGUGGCGCUGCAGACAAGCAGGGUGUUGCUGGCACUGGUCCGGCAGGCGAGGGGAAGGUGCUGGCGGCCUCUGCAAUGGAGGUGAUCAGCGAGACCCCAGAGGGAGCAGCUGGAGCUUCAGUUCUGGAGCAGGCGGCUGCUGCAGUCGUCCAGGUGGUCCCCCGGACUCCGGAGCCCGAGGUCAUCAUCACCCGAGAGGUGGAAUCUUCUCUGUGAGACAGACCGGACACAGUCGGAGGAAGGAUAGAAUCACUACUAAAGUGGAUGGAAGUUUUUAAAAGUGCCAGCCAAAGUUGACAGUGGGUUGUCGUGUGUACAGCGCGCUCUGAUUCUGGAAACACUGGUAGGAAAAUGGCUCCACUACCGCAGACUUGUUCGAAGACACCCUUUGUUCCAGCCCUCCCACUGCCCCCCCCACCCCCACUGCCAACCCCUCGCCACCUCCUCACCUCUGACCUCCGCAACCGCCAGGGCCACGGCCUGGUCUGGCCUGGCCUGGCCUGCUGCAUGUGUAUCCUUCCCCACAUUAGCGCCGGGUUGUGAUGUGUCACCGUCGUCCCAUCCCUCCACGGUGUCUAUGUGCCAAAGCGUCUCAAUAAAGGACAGAAUGGAGACUCCCCUCCAGCAAGUACCAUGAGCCAACACGACACCUGCAAGGCCAAGCACACCUGUCUACUCUGCAGGUCUUUUUGUUGAUCUAUGGACCUUUUCACUUAUGAAUUAUUUUUUUUAUUUUUUGGGGAUAGGCUUUGAGCAUCAAUUUUCUUAGCCUUGGCCCCACAAUAGAAAAUUGUUAUUACAAUUUUAUUUAAGUUAUUAGUAAUGAUCUAUAAUUUUCUCUGUAGAUGCAUUUAUAAUAUUUAGUUUGGAUGGUAGAUUUAAUUUGUGAAGUUUUUCUGAAUAUUUGACGAACCAUCUAUGCUGUAGACUUGUUUUUGAAAAUAUGUUUUUUUAAAUGAAUUUUUCUCAGACUUUUAUUCUGGCCUUGACUCUGUUUUAAUGGCAGUUGUUAGUUGAAGGCAGACGCUGUGUAAACCUCACCACGCCUAUAAUUCAAAUUGCUUUGAAAUAGCACUGAGUACUGUUUGCGUAAGUACUGUAGGCUAUCUUGUAUCAGCAAACUUCAGCAACCUUUUUAUUCAACAACAACAAAAUCGGAUGCCUUGCAAGCCUGAGGGUCUAUCACUGAAGAAAAUGUGCACUACAAAAUGCCAAACAAUAUUCUGUUUUAAAUCUCUGCUGGAGAGCCAUCGGAUGGGUUGUUGAAAUUCAUACUAAUAUUCCUCAUGAAUGUGUUGGGGAGGGGACCUAGUCAAAAUCCAUCCUGAAUGUUUUUACAGUGUCCAGAGUGCUUCUGCUGCAACUUUGCAUGACCAAACUGAAGUGUGUUAUUUCAGCCACAGAGCUUCAAAACGAGCUAACACUGCUACAAAACAGUAGCCCACUUCCUUGUUUUCUCAGAUAGCGAGAAUAACUUUAUAGAUUAAAUGAAAUGUCACUGAAUCUUUUCCCUUCUUUCUAGUGAAUGGAUUUGUGAGGCUUUAUGUGCCGAUGUAGUCAUCUUAGUGGCCUUUUUAAAUGGGAAAUCUGAUGGAAGGAAAUUCCCUCAUUCAAUAUUAUUAUUAUUAUCAACACAAAGAUAUAAUUUAUAUGUUGAUUCAAGGAUGCAUUUCAGAUUUCCACUCAAAGUAAAUGUGUAUGCAAUAUAGAAUAAUUGUAUUGGCAAAUGUAUUUUGACACGUUCCUUUGUUUUUGAAAAGGUCUCGUUACUUUUAUUGUUUUUUGAGACUCAAGCCCUCUGUGCAAAUUGAGGUAUGUGUCAUUCGUUUUUUCAGAUUUUAAAUAUGACAUGUCUGCCAAUGUGUUUUUGAUAUAUUACAGUACCCGUCAAUGUGUCAUUGUGAACAUUUUAAAAUGGCUGUUUGGUACAGAUGUCAAACUGUUGUUUUGUGUAAUUUAAAAAAAAUGUAUUUUUAGAUGUGGUUUCUUUGGACUACCCUUGAUCUCGCUCCCAGAAACUUCCGCCCAAAUGUGUGGGCAUUCGUUAGCCAAUACAGAAAUAUUGGGAGAAACUCCCGGUGCAUAGGCAUGGCUUAAUCCACCAACCAAUCAUCUCCCACAACACCUUCCCCGUAUGCUAGCACGCCACAAUCUUCUGAGUCGCUAAAAUAAAAUGAUGACAAGUAAGGUCACUCCCAUAGAAUUCUAUAGUCGAUCCCACUAAGGCCGACUUCAUCGGUGCCAGCCUUACUGUUUAUGUAUCAGACGUGCACAAUAGCCUGGGGAAGAGGUUAGUUCUACCCUUAAAAGAGCGACUCCCCCUAAAAAGCAACUUCUCCUUUUGAAAAUGGCCUAUGUGGCAUCUUGAGUCGGAAACAUUUAUUGUAGUGUCAAUUUGGUUUGACAUUCAAUAUCCCUAUGGGGCUAGUUAGGGACAAUCGGUAAAUGACACAAUGUACACGGGCUAUCCAAUGUCAAACCAACUUUGCCAUGGUCGCACUCCAGCCGGCUGAAGCUAAUUGGCAAGUUUGUCUAGCUCUAGCCUAGGCGAUGUCAAGACACAAGAACUGGUUAGACUUUGAAGUUAUCUGGAAGUGUGAGUGACUGUGUACUGUUUUGUCAGAGUGAAUAUAGAAAUGCUUGCCACAUGUACACACACACACACACAAGACGCCCACAUUAACCCCUCCCCCCAAUACAACUCUCGUUUGGCUUUAGUCAUGGCCGCUACAUUUCUUGAUGACCAAGGUGAAAAAACUAGGCCAAAUCAGGAAGUUGAGCCCCCAUUUAGUACAUUCAAACUCAUUGAACAUCUGCGUUGAUAAUAAUCCAUCAGACUUGUCUAGAAGGUAAUGUCAACAGGAGAUAUUUCACAAUGAAUGGUUAAAUAGCACCACUGGAUCGCCAUAAUGCUUGAAAUGCCAUCUACGUUCAUAGUGACUCUACAGUACAUUUGAAAAGGAACCUACUUUUGAAAGUGAAUCUACAGUGGGAACAAACGUCAUUGGUUCAGAGUUAACCGAGCGGUAGUUCGCAGCCAGACAGGGCAGUAAAGCCAUUAGCCCCUGGCCUAGCUCUGUAGCCCAGUGAAAAGCCCUCAGCCAGAGGGCCUUCCGCACAGUAGUAGGCCCCUUGGGGAGCAUUCCACACAGCCACACUGCUCUAGUCAUUUACACGGCAUUCCAGCGUCUUGCCCCGCUCUCCUCUCUAUUUCUUCCCUCGUUACCUAGCCUGUUUAAACGAGACUGAACGCUGCCCUCACCAUUGUUUCACUUCACUUACGUUUGAGUGCCAGGCUACAGCCCAUAGUUGUAAAGAAAAUCAUAGUGCUUUUCUAAGGGUGCAGAGAGGUGGGGGGUUGGCAUGUGGUAGGUCCCCAUUGUCUGUGUUCAUGUUUUUGUUUGUUGCACCUUUACAAUGGGGUAUUGUAUGCAUUGAAAUAGAAUCACUAGAAAGACUGUAAUUUGACAGAACCCUUUGUCGGAACAUUGACUUGAAUGGGGAUACCGGUUCUAUAGAUUCUCUUUCUAUGAUUGUAUGUUAACUUUGGCCAUCAGUAUAGGUGAAAGCUUACUUAGCAUUAAUGCUGCUGACUUUCUGGUUUAAUCUCUUCAGACACCUUUCGGAGGAUGGUUCCCUGAUCUCCUUUUGAAUACCUAUAGUUACCUAUUGACUAGGCUACCUAUUAGUUUAGCUUUUGUUGCAUAUAUUGACGAUGUAGCCUGUGCUGGCAAGGAUGAAUCCUUUUAGCUUCAGCUUGACCGUUUCUAACCCCUGUGAACUUCGGUCCACUUGCUCUAGCCUUUUUUAGAGUAUUCAAUUCAGCCCUGGAUGACGCAUCCUGUGUUCCCCCCUCACCCCUCCCCAAACCCCUUUUUCCACCAAUCCACACCCACCCCUCACCCAACCUAGCUGUAAUCCAGUGAACAAAGCCAGUGAGACAGAUGGUGUACUCUGGUCAUCCACGGACACAAUGACCAGUCCUCCCAUCCUCUCCCCAUAGACCGCUGGGUGGAGCGACCCAGUGCUGCAGUGCCCAGUGGUCAUCAGUGCAUAAGAAUCAAAAGUAAAUGUAAUUGCUAAAAUACAUAAGUAUCAAAAUUAAAAGUAUAAAUCAUUUAAAAUUCCGUACAUUAAGCAAGUCAGACUCCCAGAUUUUCAUGUUCUUUAAUUUACACAUAGCCAGUGGCACGCUCCAACACUUAGACAUACUUUACAGAUGAAACAUUUGUGUUUAGUGAGUGCCAGAUCAGAGACAGUAGGGGUGACCAGGGAUGUUCCCUUGAUAAGUGUGUGAAUUGGAACAUUUUCCUGUCAAAGUUGUAAUUACUUUUGGGUGUCAAAAGUACAUUUAUUUUCUUUAGGAAUCUGGUGAAGUAAAAGUUCUCAAAUAAUGAUAAAGUACAGAUACCCCCAAAAACUACUUAAGUAGUACUUUUAAAGUUUUAAAAAAAGUAGUACUUUUAAAGUACUUUACACCACUGGUAGCAGGUCUCCAUUGUUGUUCCAGAGAGCUAGCUGUCAUCACUGUCCCCUAAACCCUAGUCUUGCGUAGCCAAAACCUCCAAAUCAUGUUGUUGUCACGCCUACUUUGGAGGUCUGGAGAAUUUUGUAUUAGUCAAAACAGCUUGAAUGGUCCGCUGGCAUCCAGUGGCUACAUUUUUAUUGGCUGUUACAUUCAAGAACCCUCCCCACAUUCAGCCAAGACAAAUGUGGGAAGCAUCGGAGUCCACAUGGACCAACAUUCCUGUAGAACACUUUCGACACCUUGUAGAGUCCAUGCCCCAAUGAAUUGAGGUUGUUCCUAUAAAUAGAUUUAAUCUAACUAUUAUUUAAUGACUUCCUGUAUUUGUAAUAAUAAUGUCCACAGUGUGAACCCUUGGUGUAUGACACUGUGUCUGGGUGAGGGAUCGGGUGAGAUUGUCUGAAGCAAGUCGGAGUGAUGAUUGUCAGUUUGAAUGUGGGAUGCUUGGGAAUGAGGAUGUACCAUGAAUGUCCUAGAAUGUCAGUGAUAUUGUCUAGCUAGUAAGAAUAGUCUGUGUUGAAUGAUCUUGGCUUGGAGGAUAUAGAGUGAAAGAUGGGUAGAGAUAAAAGCCUAGUGGGAAACUCGAUUUCAUUUAGGCAGGUCAACACCAAAGGAUUAUAAAGAAAAAAUAACUGCCCAUUAAAUUGGAUUAUAUCACAAUGCAA
Oncorhynchus nerka (sockeye salmon) is the source of this 6820-nucleotide messenger RNA. RefSeq names its product proton-coupled zinc antiporter SLC30A1-like. The transcript has 2 exons. Gene Ontology annotation, biological process: zinc ion transmembrane transport; detoxification of zinc ion; intracellular zinc ion homeostasis. Gene Ontology annotation, molecular function: zinc ion transmembrane transporter activity; calcium channel inhibitor activity. The coding region runs from base 326 to 1846 and encodes 506 amino acids. Gene Ontology annotation, cellular component: Golgi apparatus; endoplasmic reticulum; membrane. NCBI's taxonomy places the organism in Eukaryota, Metazoa, Chordata, Actinopteri, Salmoniformes, Salmonidae. The record is from RefSeq and is a predicted model, not a curated record.